Messenger RNA from Pediculus humanus corporis (human body louse), 852 nucleotides. RefSeq lists its product as uncharacterized. The record is from RefSeq and is a predicted model, not a curated record. The coding region runs from base 1 to 852 and encodes 283 amino acids. NCBI's taxonomy places the organism in Eukaryota, Metazoa, Arthropoda, Insecta, Psocodea, Pediculidae. Gene Ontology annotation, cellular component: cytosol. The transcript has 5 exons. Gene Ontology annotation, biological process: TOR signaling.
AUGGAUGAAUCAACCGAUAUAGUUAGACUGCCAGUAAAUUCAGAACAACACAGGUUUAAUUCAUGGGAAGUAAAAUAUACCAAAAGUCACAUAUUAAGUUCGCAGUGUACGCAAAAUGGAACUUGUAAACCUGGAACGACCGGCAAUGAUGAGCUUUGCUUGUUUUGUAUGUACACUCACAAGUUAGAUUUACCUCAUCUUCCGGACAUGGUUUUUCCUUGUAAUAAAUUACAAUUGACUCACGAUUCAGGAUGUAAAAUUGAAUUUAACGCAUUGGAUUCAUUAUCAAGAGUUAGUAAUGGUAAAAUGGUUGUCAAAAUAGCUUCCUCUGCAUCUUGGAAAGAAUCAAGGUCGGAAACGGGACACACUGAAUCAGUUAUAAAACCUUUCGACUGGACAUUCAGUACAGAUUAUCAGGGUACGCUUUUAGGCGAUUGGAAAAUAGAGCCGACAAAUGUAAAAAUCGAUUUAAAUAAAUUAAUGCAAAAGGAAAAAAUAUUAUUUUACAAUGACUUAACAUUAUUUGAAGAUGAACUUCAUGAUAAUGGAACUGCACUACUAUCAGUUAAAAUUAGAGUUAUGCCAACUUGUUUUUUUAUACUAUUAAGAUUCUUUUUAAGGGUAGAUAAUGUACUUAUUAAAAUAAAUGAUACAAGAUUAUAUCAUGAAUUUGAAAACAAUUACAUAAUUAGAGAAUACACUGCAAGGGAAGCCAAAAUAGAUGAACUUAAGGUUCCAUCUACUUUACUAUUGGAUCCAAAUGAAAUUUGUAGGCAUUUACCUCUUAUUAAAGAAUCAAAUCAUAAACUUUUGAUUCCUGAUUGUGAAAUGAAACCAUCAGUAGAAGAAUAA